AUGCAGCAGAAAAAGCGGUUCUCAGCAGGAGAGCCCACUACGAGGCAAGGCAAAAGGGACGCACAACAAGCAACUCCGUUUGCGGGAGAAACGACUCUCGAUCCAUAA
Molecule: messenger RNA, 108 nt
Organism: Histoplasma mississippiense
Lineage: Eukaryota; Fungi; Ascomycota; Eurotiomycetes; Onygenales; Ajellomycetaceae
Exons: 1
Coding region: 1-108 (35 amino acids)
Source: RefSeq, a predicted model, not a curated record